Acanthosepion pharaonis is the source of this 714-nucleotide messenger RNA. NCBI's taxonomy places the organism in Eukaryota, Metazoa, Mollusca, Cephalopoda, Sepiida, Sepiidae. The record is from the annotation of a GenBank genome assembly.
AUGAAUAAUAUUGCUUUUCUUUCCCUUGAUAGCUCUACUCUUUUUAAAAAUUUUUUUGACUUUCCUCAACAGUAUUUUGUACCCGGACGUCAUCAGAAGGGAAUGAAUAAUAUUGCUUUUCUUUCCCAUGAUAGUUCUACUCUUUUUGAAAAUAUUUUCUUUGACUUUCCUCAACUGUAUUUUGUACCCGGACGUCUUCAGAAGGGAAUGAAUAAUAUUGCUUUUCUUUCCCGUGAUAGCUCUAUUCUUUUUGAAAAUAUGUUCUUUGGCCAUCUUGAGGUUCUGCUUCUAUCUAUCUAUCUAUCUAUCUAUCUAUCUAUCUAUCUAUCUAUCUAUCUCAGUCUGCUUCUAUCUACCUAUCUAUCUAUCUAUCUAUCUAUCUAUCUAUCUAUCUAUCUAUGUUUCUAUCUAUCUAUCUAUCUGUCUAUCUCAGUCUGCUCUGAUGUAUCUAUCUCUAUCUAUCUUUCUAUCUCAGUCUGCUUCUACCUAUCUAUCUAUCUAUCUAUCUAUCUAUCUAUCUAUCGAUCUAUCUAUCUCAGUCUACUCGUAUCUAUCUAUCUCAGUCUGCUCGUGUCUAUCUAUGUCUCUAUCUCAAUCUGCUCGUAUCUAUCUAUCUAUCUAUCUAUCUAUCUCAUUCCUGUUCGUAUGUAUAUAUGCAUGCAUAUAUCUAUCUAUCUAUUCAUUGAUGUGUGUGCUCAAAUUCAAUUAUUUUGA